AUGGACACCGAGCUUAAGUGCAACAGGCUCACUUGCCGAAGUCCACUCAGUGACAAGGCUGUCGUGACCACUUGUACGUUCAGCUACCCAUGUUUCGGCGGGGGCACUGACGCGCGGUUAUCCAUUGAAGGCUCACAUAUAUUCUGCGUCGAGUGUGCCAAUGAACUAUUCAACGCAUCGCGUCUUUGCCCCGCAUGUGAAACCGUUCUCUCCGAACCAGAUGAUGUCGUGGUUUGCUCGCUCCAUCCGUCGAAUGACUACAAAACUUCUGUUCUUUCCGGUCUGGGUCCGCCUGUCGUUCUGGAGAUCUGCAGUCGCGCGAUAUCGUUCUGGCAGUACCAAAUUCAUCAAGAGAUAUCAUUCCAGCAAGCAGUAGUCCGGAGCGUCAACGACAAGAACGCCCAAUUGCAGAAACAGCUCGAGAACGUCGUGAGAGAAGCGAACGGAGAAAUCAGUCUGUUGAGCAACAAGAACGCAGUCCCAGAGCUCCAACGCGACCUUGAGCUCGAGAGACGCAAAGUGCGAGACCUACAAGAAGCAGCGCGGGAGCGUGAUAAAGAGUACCAGAAGCUCAAGGUUCUCGUCGCUGUCGAAAGCAAGAGCAACAGUGCUAACACAGGGAUGCAGGCUCAACACGAUAAGAUCAAACGCAAGGCCCUACUGGCUCCAGGGGCUGGCCCUCAGAUGUCUCCAAACGAGGAACAGCUGAAGUUGAAGGCAUUUGGAGAUGGGGGAAUGGUUUCUCAGCGAACGCCUCUCGUAACUCGGAGCGGCGCGAGCUGGGGGCAGGGUCAUCAACAGCAGCAAGGACUCCAAGUUCCCCGAUCGGCACGACGUGUGCAAACGCAUCGUCAGCCAUUCGCAGCAGGAGAUCGCGUGCACGCAUCGAAUCAGUCAUACUCAAACGCAUCCGACCGGUCGACGAGUAGCAACGAGGUGGAGAAUAUGCUGUUGACGAGCAACGCGGCCCGGGCUAGUGCGAAUCAUGGAUGGCAGACUGCGCCGAGUGUGUCGCGGAUGAAGACUGUGCCAAGAGCUGUUUUCGCGCCGCCAGGCGCACCCGUCCAACAAAGGAUGUCUGGCAACUUCAGAGCGGCCGGAAUGCAGCGUAGCGGUAACCAGAAAGCACAGCACGCUCAGCAUGCGGAAGCAGAACCCGGCGGUACCGCCAGUGGCGGGGUCAUCAUGGACGGUCGCCUCAACAUCGCUUGGGAGAGCGGCGAGAUCGGCGCCAUGGACAGCCCCAUCGUGCUCUGA
Mycena citricolor is the source of this 1257-nucleotide messenger RNA. NCBI's taxonomy places the organism in Eukaryota, Fungi, Basidiomycota, Agaricomycetes, Agaricales, Mycenaceae. The record is from the annotation of a GenBank genome assembly.